This is a messenger RNA of Aspergillus luchuensis, 435 nucleotides long. RefSeq lists its product as uncharacterized. NCBI's taxonomy places the organism in Eukaryota, Fungi, Ascomycota, Eurotiomycetes, Eurotiales, Aspergillaceae. Gene Ontology annotation, biological process: mitochondrial respiratory chain complex IV assembly. The transcript has a single exon. The record is from RefSeq and is a predicted model, not a curated record. Gene Ontology annotation, cellular component: mitochondrial matrix. Bases 1 to 435 code for a protein of 144 amino acids.
AUGCCGCCGCAUCUACAUCCCCGGUCACGGUCAACGUCCUCCCUCUUCGCCGGGACGCUCCUGGCUUCCUUGGUCGUCGUCGGCCUACCACAUGUCUUUCCCUGUCCCGCCCCGCGUCGCACAUUCGCCGAUUCCGAGAUGAUAAUGUCGGCAGAUGGGCAACCAAUUCAGAGAAUUCGCAGAAGACGUCGGAAAGACGAAGAACUUCUCAGCCAGGAUGGCAAUCUGCUCGCCCAGACGCAGCCGGCUGCUGAUGAGGAGGUGUCUACGUUUCUACAAUUAGAAGAAGAAGCACAGAGAUUGGCCAAGGCAGGCCACGAGUGUCCAGUUCCCAAGCCGCGAGGAAUUCUGGGCGAAUUGCUAGGUUUUACGAGUAGUGGAGAUAUGCCGACAUCGACGACGACACAGUCACAACGGGUUGGGGAGGGUCGGUAG